AUGGAUUUGGACUUGCAAGGGGUUCCUCUAAUUCCCCUUAGGAAUAACGGGGUUCCAAUUUUGAGUCAAAGAGGGCAUGAAAGCGCCGGUCAUGCUUUUCAGAUGGCCUUAUACAAUGGUUUAAAAACUAAAAUCAGGAAGAGGCAAGGGGCUGCAAGCGGGAAGGGAUGGUGGGCAGUACCGACUCCGGUUAGGCAUCUUGCUGCUUUUGAUAGGUCAGAUUGUACAAAGUUGUCCUUUGGCCACAUACAUACUUGGGCCUAUCUGUUUUUUGCCCAGCUUCAUGCUGCGGCUAUUUGCUUCGGGUUGGAGUGGACCCAGUGUCUGAACAAAACUUGGGGGGCAUUUGCUUGUGCUGGUAGCUGCCCAUAUUGGCUGGACAGUGGGAAAACUGCUCCACUUCAUGCUGCGGCUAUUUGCUUCGGGUUGGAGUGGACCCAGUGUCUGAACAAGACUUGGGGGGCAUUCGCUUGUGCUGGUAGCUGCCCGUACUGGCUGGACAGUGGAAAAACUGCUCCAGGGAUUCCCCCUGGACUACCUCAUCAUCAUUCCACGGAUCAUGGUCCCAAGGAGUGUUUUGGGAAUGGACCGUUCCAUAUCAACCCGGCAGUUAUUGGAUCGGGAGGUGAUCCUUUCAGGCAGAUGGACGAGAUCUUAAGUCAGAAGAUGUUCCUGGAGGUCUUCUCUGCAGAUUUCUUGUGCUCGGACCCCAAGAGAGCUGUGUCUGGACGUUUCGUCAUGGGAUCAUCAGUUCGCGUCAGAAAUUCCUCUCAAAGAAAAUUCAUAAUAGCAAAGGUAGGGGACAAGGCCUGGGUUGUGGGAGAGGGAGGUCUAGAGUUUGCGCUUCAUGCUGCGGCUAUUUGCUUUGGGUUGGAGUGGACCCAGUGUCUGAACAAAACUUGGGGGGCAUUUGCUUGUGCUGGUAGCUGCCCAUAUUGGCUGGACAGUGGGAAAACUGCUCCAGGGAUUCCCUCAGGACUACCUCAUCAUCAUUCUAUGGAUCAUGGUCCCAAGGAGUGUUUUGGGAAUGGACCUUUCCAUAUCAACCUGGCAGUUAUUGGAUCGGGAGGUGAUCCUUUCAGGCAGAUGGACGAGAUCUUAAGUCAGAAGAUGUUCCUGGAGGUCUUCUCUGCGGACUUCUUGUGCUUGGACCCCAAGAGAGCUGUGUCUGGACGUUUCGUCGUGGGAUCAUCCGUUCAAAUUGGAAACUCCUCUCAAAGAAAAUUCAUAAUAUCAAAAGUAGGGGACAAGGCCUGGGUUGUGGGAGAGGGAGGUCUAGAGUUUGCGGAUAUGACAUCUCUUUCUCGUUAUGUUUAA
Molecule: messenger RNA, 1317 nt
Organism: Notodromas monacha
Lineage: Eukaryota; Metazoa; Arthropoda; Ostracoda; Podocopida; Cyprididae
Source: the annotation of a GenBank genome assembly